CAAAUAACAAAAACUGCCUAGGCAGGAAUCAUCAAAUGUCCCAACACAAGGACGAUCCAACGGCAUAGCUUUGACGAUAUCCAUAAAUUGUGAGCUGUUCACUCCUCCUCGACAUAUUUUGUUGAGUUGCCCUACGAAAUUCCCCCAUGACCUCCCAGCCGAAUCUUCAAUAUCCUCUUUCGAUACUUGUACUCCACCAAGUGCUCGAUACUCCCAAUCCACCAUGAUUAACAAUUCAUGGGCUGAGUAUGUCUUUAUCCGCACUUGCAUUUUUGCUCUGCAGAGUAUACCACUUGUUAGUUUAGCAUAUUGUUUCAGUCUCGCAUGUACUACUUUCUUCACGAACUACGAAUUUUACAGAGUCUCGCGCGGUGUAGAAUGGGUGUUUCUGGCCGAAUCUUUCUUCUUCCUCUUUUGCUUCCUGCCGUAUCGCAUUUGGCUUCAACAAGAGGCUGUACAUCCACCAGCACCUUCGCGAGAAGAGAGAUCGAUUUUAUAUCAGAGGUGUUCGGAUAAUAUCACGGAUCCGGAAGCGUACUUGCAGAAAUGGUUUUUGGGUGCGGAUAUCAGGGAGAUUAGGAAGGAGAAUGUAAAGGAGUUCUUUCUUUGGGCUUUCUUUAAUCGUGGUGGACCGCCGGGGGAUGAUGAUGAGGAGUUGGAAGAAUAUAUUGGGGUUUUGGAGAGGCAGUUAGGGAGGGAGAUUCCGGAGGGAAGGGGAAAUGCUAAGUGUUUGAGGUUGACAUUGGAUGAGGUUGUUAUGUCGCAUAGGAGUUUGAUUUGGUAUUGUUGUGUCGGGUUUGUUGACUUCUUAACGUUCUGUUCUCUGCGCUACCAUGGCUUCAACUUCUACCGCACGAAUCUCAAACAAUCCCUCAGCAUCAUUCCCAUUCGCCCGCAAAGUCUAAUUACUACAUACCAUUCACCUGCUCAGCAUAUAUCGUAUUGGCACCGACCCCACACUACGAAAACCAAGCUCCCAGUCGUUUUCAUCCAUGGCAUCGGCAUCGGUCUAUAUCCCUAUACCAAUUUUCUUAACGAACUCAAUGCCUCCACUGGCACACCGGAUGAUCACAUUGGCAUUCUCGCUCUCGAAAUAAUGAAUAUUAGUUUUCGUCUCACUCAUUCUGCUCUCUCGCGCGAAGAAACCGCUCUCGAAAUAUCCCAAAUCAUAAGUCAACAUUUUGGGCCAGAUCAGAAAUUCGUCCUCAUUUCUCACUCGUACGGCACGGUAGUGACUACCCACCUUCUGCAAUCUCCAGUUUUAUCCCCGCGCAUCGGUCCAAUUGUUCUCAUCGAUCCUGUCUCCAUCUGCUUGCAUUUACCUUCUGUCGCAUUUAAUUUCACUCGUCGAAUCCCGAAAGAUGCGAAUGAGUAUCAAUUGUACUAUUUCGCAAGCAUGGAUCCGGGAGUUAGUCAUACACUGGGAAGGAAAUUCUUCUGGAAUGAGAAUGUGCUAUGGAAGGAAGAUUUUGAGGGGAGGAAAGUUACGGCAAGUUUGGCUGGAAGAGAUUUGAUUGUGGAUACGGAGGCAGUGGGGAGGUACUUGAGUUGUGGGAAUUUAUCUGGUAGAUCGACGCCGAGCUUGAGGGCCACGAAUGGGAAUGCGAACGGGACAGUCAAGAGUACUUUCAACGUAAAUGUCACGCCUUUGAUAGAUAUUGACGAGUCGGAAGUUGGAGAAGUAGAAAGACCCAUAGAUGGAGAAGUAAUGCGAGAAGACGAAGUGGAUAUGGAAGAUGAGGAUGAAUGGAAGUAUAGAGAGUGGAAGGGUGUAGGAGCAGAAGUUUUAUGGUUUGGGACGUUGGAUCACGCGCAGGUUUUUGACAAGAAGUCGACGAGGAGAAGAAUUAUUGAUGUUGUGAGGAAAUAUUGCGAGAAUGAUUAGGAAAUAGGGGUAGCGGGAUGAUGAUGAAAAAUUGUUUGCGAUUCGAAGACUUUCGAGGGUUAGAGAGGAGCAUAGAUCAGAUUCGAUUAAAUAUCGAAGACGUAGACAGAACAGAUGUAUAAGAUGGCGGAAUGGAGGUAGAGGUAGAGGUAGAAGCGGAGUAACAGUUCGAAUACAUACCUACAAAGAAAGUGCCUCGAUUCUCGUUGAAUACCUAAACGUCUUAC
Botrytis porri is the source of this 2112-nucleotide messenger RNA. RefSeq lists its product as uncharacterized. Bases 224 to 1885 code for a protein of 553 amino acids. The record is from RefSeq and is a predicted model, not a curated record. Lineage: Eukaryota; Fungi; Ascomycota; Leotiomycetes; Helotiales; Sclerotiniaceae. The transcript is spliced from 2 exons.